Tigriopus californicus is the source of this 903-nucleotide messenger RNA. Its product is annotated as 26S proteasome non-ATPase regulatory subunit 9-like. Gene Ontology annotation, cellular component: nucleus; cytoplasm. The transcript has a single exon. The coding region runs from base 28 to 723 and encodes 231 amino acids. The record is from RefSeq and is a predicted model, not a curated record. Lineage: Eukaryota; Metazoa; Arthropoda; Copepoda; Harpacticoida; Harpacticidae. Gene Ontology annotation, biological process: proteasome regulatory particle assembly. Gene Ontology annotation, molecular function: protein binding.
AUAAAGAAUCUGUCUAGAAAGGAAUAUAUGCAGCUGCUCGUCGAGGCGACAAACGUAAACAACUCUAUUAUUUCGCUAGUCAUCUGGAUUGGAAAUACAAAUUCGACCAUGUCUGGUGAAAAUACAACUCGAGAAGCUUUAUUAAAACUAUCUGAUGAACGUAAAGCACUGGAAGAGGAGCUUGCUACCUUCUUGGAUGUCUUGAAAACUCAAGGGGUGGGAAUGGAAGACAACCUAGUAGACAGUGAAGGAUUCCCUCGAAAUGAUAUUGACGUUCAUCAAGUGAGAAUUGCCCGCAACAAGAUUAUCUACCUCAGGAACGACCUCAAGGACAUCAUGAGCGAAAUGGAAAGAGGACUCGAGAACAUCCACGAACAAACCCGGGAGGGACUGGGGGUGGCCGAGCCGAUGGAAACAAUUAGCCUUGACUGCCAUUUAGAACCUUUUGCACACAUUGAUUUGGUCUCUCCCGAAUCUCCAGCUCAUUUAGCUGGCCUUCAAGUGGGUGACCGGAUUGCUGAAUUUGGCUCUAUUAAUGCGGACAACUUUGGAAAUUUAAAACAAGUUGGAGAUCUGGUGCAGAAUUCGAAGGAUCAAAAUGUCCGAGUGAAAGUAAUCCGGGAAGGCAAAAGCACGGCCAUUACCCUAAAACCUCGAACUUGGUCCGGUCGUGGUCUUUUGGGAUGUAAUAUUGUUCCAAUGGAUAAAGUAUUGGAUCGAUAAAAGAAGCCUGACCGUGUUUUUAUCUUGGUAACAAUUAAUUUUUUUCCGCCAUGUCACAAAAAAACAUGCCCAAUUAAGGAGAUCUGCUCUGAUCAAUGUGAAAUGCUUUCUUUUGUUUGAGACGAAACUCUGAAAAAGAAAGCUUUGGUUACAGGAAAUAAAUUCUUUUUUAUGUCGAAA